Molecule: messenger RNA, 1161 nt
Organism: Aegilops tauschii subsp. strangulata
Lineage: Eukaryota; Viridiplantae; Streptophyta; Magnoliopsida; Poales; Poaceae
Product: BTB/POZ and MATH domain-containing protein 3-like
Biological process (GO): protein ubiquitination
Molecular function (GO): protein binding
Source: RefSeq, a predicted model, not a curated record
AUGCCGUUUGCCGGCGUAUCUGUCAUCUCUGAUGGUAAGCUGCAAUCUGCAUCGGUCGUCGUCUGCAGCGCGGCCAGCGGCUACCAUCUGUUCAUUGUGGAUGGCUACUUACGUAGCAAGGAGAAAACACCCAACGGGAAGAGCAUCAAGUCUAGGCCUUUUAGGGUGGGAGGCUACUGGUGGGUCAUCCUGUACUCGCUCAACGGCGAGCGCUCCCAAGACGAGGGCCACACUUCCAUUACCCUUGCUCUCGAUCAGGAUGUUUCGCGCCAUGUCAAGGUGCAGUUCGAGUUCAGUUUCAUCGACCAGAUCGUCAAGCAGGACUCGGCACGCAUUCACUUAACCGAGGUCAUCUCUGUUUCGACUGGCACCUCGUGUGGCCACCAUAGGUGGAUGAAGAGCAGGGACUUUGAGGCGUCGAGACAUCUCAGGGAUGACAGUUUCAUCAUCCGGUGCGACGUGUUUGUUGCGACUGCCGUCGGUAGCAUUGCUCCCACCUCGACCACUGAGGUGCCCAAGCCGGACGUACUCCGGCAAUUUGGAUAUCUUCUUCAAACCAAGUUGGGUGCGGACGUGACGUUCGAGGUCGGUGGCGAGAUGUUCGCCGCGCAUCGGUGUGUGCUUGCAACUCGGUCCUCGGUCUUCAGGGCGCAGCUCUUUGGCUCCAUGAUGGAGGGUACUACUAGUGUCAUACACAUAGAAGGUAUGGCACCAAGUGUGUUCAGGGCCUUGCUAACUUUCAUCUACAAUGACUCGCUGCCCAAGAGGGAGGUUGACAACAUGGAGGAGGAUGAAAAUGAAGGAGACACGGACGAGGACGAGGACGAGUCGGAAGAAGAAUAUGAUGAAGAUGACGAACAAGUAACGUGGCUGCAGCACUUGCUUGUAGCGGCGGAUAGGUACGAUCUCCCAAAACUCAAGUUGAUGUGCGAAGACGAGUUGUGUGAGCACCUAGACGUGAGCUCGGUGGCGACUAUUCUUGAUCUAGCCGAGCAGUACCAUUGUUCUCGCCUGAAGGAGGAGUGCGUGCGGUUUGCGCGACUCCUGUCUCCCGCAAAGUUACAAAUCUUAUUGUCAACCAAAGGCUGGAAGCAUAUAGCUAAAACCUAUCCGGAUGUUGUGAACGAGCUCAUAGUAAAGCUUGCUUCCAAAUUCUACUGA